Molecule: messenger RNA, 1005 nt
Organism: Cricetulus griseus (Chinese hamster)
Lineage: Eukaryota; Metazoa; Chordata; Mammalia; Rodentia; Cricetidae
Source: RefSeq, a predicted model, not a curated record
AUGACCCCUGCUUUCUUCUUGGCCAUCCUGUGCUUGCUAGUGGCUUCAGGUGUCCUAGCACUUGAUCCCAGUUUGGAUGCUGAAUGGGAAGAAUGGAAGGAAACAUAUGAAAAAUCAUACAGCAAGGAGAAUGAAGAACUAAGGAGAUCAGUGUGGGAAAAAAACAUGAAAAUGAUCAAACAUCACAAUGAGGAAAAUAGCCUGGGUAAGAAUGGCUUCAUCAUGGAAAUAAACGAGUUUGGUGACAUGACUGUUGAAGAAUUCAGGAAAACGAUGAAUUAUAUUCCAGUCCGGACUCACACGGAGGGAAAAAGCAUCAGGAAGCGUGAAGCUGGUGGUGUUUUACCCAAAUCUGUAAAUUGGAGAAAGAAAGGCUAUGUGACUUCUGUGAAGAAACAGGCUUAUUGUAAUUCUUGUUGGGCUUUUGCCGUGAAUGGUGCCAUAGAAGGACAGAUGUUCAAAAAAACUGGCAACCUCACCCGCCUGAGUGUUCAGAACCUAGUGGACUGUUCUAAACCUCAUGGCAAUAAUGGCUGUGACUGGGGUGAUCCAUACAUUGCCUAUGAGUAUGUUUUGCACAAUGGAGGUGUGGAAGCUGAGGCAACCUAUCCAUAUGAAGGAAAAGAAGGACCAUGCAGGUAUAAUCCAAAGUAUUCUGCUGCUAACAUCACAGGAUUUGUGUCUCUCCCAAAAAGUGAGGAAAGUCUAAUGGCUGCUGUAGCAACCAUUGGACCCAUCUCUGCUGGAAUUGAUAUUGCCUCUGAUUUUUUCAUGUUCUACAAAAAAGGUAUUUUUUAUGACCCAAAAUGCCACAAUGAUACGGUGAAUCACGUAGUUCUGGUGGUUGGUUACGGAUUUGAGGGAAAUGAAACUGAUGGCAAUAACUACUGGCUGGUCAAAAACAGCUAUGGUAAAAAAUGGGGCUUGCGGGGAUACAUGAAGAUUGCCAAAGACCAGAACAACCACUGUGCAAUUGCUUCAUAUGCUCACUAUCCUAUUGUGUGA